This is a messenger RNA of Ostreobium quekettii, 711 nucleotides long. Lineage: Eukaryota; Viridiplantae; Chlorophyta; Ulvophyceae; Bryopsidales; Ostreobiaceae. The record is from the annotation of a GenBank genome assembly.
AUGGUCCCCGCGCUGCGGCAGGGGUGGCCACUGGCCGGCAUGACCGGCCUGCUGUCCGCCCUUCACGGCAAGCCGCUGGACAUGCUGUACGCGAUGCUGGUCCACCGCCUGAGCCCCAACGGGAUAUUCUUCGCAAAGGGCUGGGGGGACCUGGACAAGGUGGACUGGCUGCAGGGCGCCGAGGGGCUGGACUGGCCUCCGCCGGAGCUGAAGGCAUCUUGGACAGUGAUCAGGAAGGGCACAUCACAUGGAGUGAAAUUCAGCAUUCUGGAAGGCAAAUUCAGGAGUCCAGUCUCUGCUGUCACCUGGGAUGCCCUUCCAAGGGAGAGCCAAGCUGGACGGGUGCAGCUCCUUGUACCUGAGGCACCCACAGACUCGCUGGCCUGUGUCCUGCAUUUGCCUGGAACAGGCGACCAAGGUUUCAGCCGCCGCCUGAGCCUUGGCUUCCCCCUGUUGCGGCAUGUGAGCAUGCACAAACCCUCUACCCCACCUGCAAUACCAGCGCGCAACAUUGAUGCAGGAUGUUGCACUGUGCCCAAUGGACCACAACCAAUCCAUCAAUCAAUCAGUCAGUCGAUUGAAGUGGUGACUGCGUCACAUGGCAAUGCCAAAUUUCACAGUGCGGCACUGGCAACAAAACAGUGGUGCACGCCUCAGCCCGAUACAGUGGGGAUGUGCUGCAGAAUUCUAUCAGAUACUUGCCGAUUUUGA